Messenger RNA from Pyricularia oryzae 70-15, 3951 nucleotides. RefSeq lists its product as uncharacterized. Gene Ontology annotation, biological process: positive regulation of transcription by RNA polymerase II. The record is from RefSeq and is a predicted model, not a curated record. Gene Ontology annotation, molecular function: transcription cis-regulatory region binding; DNA-binding transcription factor activity, RNA polymerase II-specific; zinc ion binding. NCBI's taxonomy places the organism in Eukaryota, Fungi, Ascomycota, Sordariomycetes, Magnaporthales, Pyriculariaceae. The coding region runs from base 900 to 3362 and encodes 820 amino acids. Gene Ontology annotation, cellular component: nucleus. The transcript has 5 exons.
UUUUUUUUCUUCCUGCGGCAGUAAUUUCCUUCUCCAGUCUUUGAUACCCUCGCAAAGGAAUGAACUCUAUCCGCCAUUUCUUAGAGUUUGUACUCCCAAGACUUCUGGCUAGGCAUCCAAAAGGUAAAGAGGGUGGGUUUUUUGGACUAAAUCUAGACGAGGUCCCCUUUUCCCACACGACCUCGUUCAGACUUUUGCCUAUCCCAUACCUAACCAAGAAAGAAUUUUUUUUAAAAAUAACUCGGUGGAUGGAUGGGAAAAGGUCAACUCGCAUCCAGGCUCCUGCCUGCUCGCUUCUCGCUUGAUUUAACCUCCACUCACUAUCGAUAAAACCGUUUCCUGCACAAACUACGUGUGGAUUUCCUGAUUCUUGUCAGACUCUUGCCCGCGUCAAGGCAACGGAACGGCACGACACAACCCCAGGGACCCGUCCAAGGCAAGAAAAAAAAAAAAAAAAAAAAAAAGAAGGUUCACUCACCUAGGUAAACAAAGCGGGUUUCGGUCUUUUUGUGCAUUUUGUCCACUUUCAGGGUUGAGCGGAGUAAUUUUACCUUUUUCUUUUUUUUUUCCUGCCCUCCACGCCAACGAACCUCUUCUAGACGGGGACCCGUCGUCUCAGCCCUUUGCAGCUCGCUCAAAUACACACAGUACAGUGUACAAGAGUUCAUUGUGCGGUGGAGCCUAAAAGAAAAGGCUAAGGUGCCCAAAAGGUGGUCGGGCCAGCAUGCGGGCUUGUUGCCGCUGCCGCUGCUCCCGCACCCGCCCGGCACACACACACGCACACACAAGCCACUCAGCCCUGCACCGCGCUUAGGUGCCCUUUCUUGCCAAUUCUCGGAUCUCCUAGUGGCCUCGAGGCCAGACCUACGCUGCUGUGCUACGUCCAUACGUGUCAAGCAAUGGAAACGACGGGGCAGAGCAGUCAUGGGGGAGCCCAGCAUCAACAGCAACAGCAGAUCCCCCCGUUGUUACCCCCUCCCCGGCCGCUGCCACUAUCAAGUACAAUUGUAGCGAAAGAAGAGCCGGGCAGUUUGGACCCGCCUCGCAAGCCGAUCAAGAAGCGGAUCCGGAAGCCUAGAGGGCGAGGAUUACGGACCAAGACCGGUUGCUUGACAUGCCGCAAAAGGCACAAGAAAUGUGACGAGAGGCUGCCAAUAUGCAGUCACUGUGCAACGUCAAACCGCGACUGCGUCUGGCCAGAUAUUCAAGCCAUGGAUGCGGUUGCUACAUCUGCAGCCGCCGCCCCCCAGCUAUCGUCUCCGACAGCUGGAUCAGUAGAUGGACACUCGGACAGACCCCCAACCAGCCACUCAGCAAUCAUACCGUCAGCAGCCUCGCAAUCAAUGUAUUCUCAUCUUCCAUCCUCUUACCAAAAACAUCGUUCCCAGUCCCAAUCUCAAGAUGGCGAUCCUCGUGGGUCUUAUGGGUCCAUGGGGAGCUCAUCGCAUAACUCUUCACCAUCCGCCAGAAGGGGCUACUCUCCCGACCCGGCUCCCACGAGACCAAGUCUUCCGCCACCCGGGCCCGUGGCCCCGACCCUCGACUACAACUUCCCAAAUGGCCCCAUCCCAGACUCUCAUAACAUAGUGGACCCUGCACUGGCGGCCAUGUAUCCAAACAUGAAACCCAAACCUCCAAUACCAGAACUGUACCCUACCCACAGGCAAAGGAAAUCCACCAGCGUGUCGACGGCGAGUCCUCGCAUUGCAGAUCUCCUCAUUGACACCACCCAGCCUAUUCAACACUCACCUAAAUCACCAGAAACAGUCACUUCGGAUGGAAUGCUCAGCGCGGGUGUCGCUAGCACGAGGUGGCUCGACCUCCUCGCAGGUGACGCCGAAGAGGCAGACAGUGGCUUCUCACUCGGCCGCCGUAACAGCAAGUCGCAGCUGCCACCACACACUCUAAAUGAUGGAAUGCGCCGCCUCAGCCAGGAAAGAAUGGGACCUGCCGCCUCCGGGAGCGGCUUGAGGAUAUCCAACAGCCGGUGUGGCGUCAUGGGCAGGCUGGACUGGGACAUACCUGAGAGAUACCCCUGGCAGGAGGCAACUGAUAUGGAACUAACCUCAAACGAAGCAGCUCUAUUCCGCGCCUUUGCCGAGCGGUCGGCAGUCUGGCUUGACAUAUUUGAUCCGUGGAGGCACUUUUCGACCUAUGCGGUAAGGCUCGCCAUGCGAAAUGUUGGCCUGAUGAAGGCCAUCCUGGCUCUCCAGGCCCGGUAUGCAUCAGUAGCUCAGCAAAGGGCUGCAAAUCAAGACCCAAGGCCCGGGAAUCAUCACAGGGAUAUGUUCAUAACCGCAAACGUGGACCCGACAGAUGCGGUGCAAUACUAUCAUGAAGCUUUGCACUAUGUCUCAACAGCGCUUCAAUACCAUUCCUAUGCCCACAGUGAAGAGCUAUUGGGGACGGCUCUUGUCAUUAGCACGUAUGAGAUGCUUGACGCGUUCAACUCGGCAGUGCCACACGAACUGAACUCUGCCGUUUCAAACUGGCAGCGACACCUGAAGGGCGUGUUUUGGAUUCAACGUUCCCAGGACGUCAAUGGAGCGUCAGGAGGGUUGAGACAAUCAGUAUGGUGGGCCUGGCUCAGGCAAGACCUCUGGGCGGCUUUCCGCGAAGGUAGACGGUGCCUGAGCUUCUGGCGACCGGUCGUUGACUAUCCCAGCCUGACCCAGUGCGAGCUCGCUGACCGGGCCGUGUACCUGCUCAGUCAGGCCGUCAACUACUGCGCAGAGUCUGGACCUGACAAAGACAAAGGUCGGCCUGACUUGGUAGCCCGUCGAGCCGAGAGAGGCGAAGAGCUUAUGGACAUGCUUGAACGGUGGAAGUCGUUCCUAGGCGACGGCUUCCGGCCGCUGCUCACGGCCCCAGGGACCGGCCCGUCAUCAGCAAGCCACCACGAACAUCCAAUAUCCGCACCUUCUGUCGGAGCCUCAUCGACGGGAUCCUUUGCAGCAGCGUCACCAGCCGAAGGUGACCCCUCGCACGGAUGGCAACCCAUAUGGAUUCAUCCGCCCCAAUUCGCUGCUGCCAUGCAGGUGUACAGCUUUGCAAAAAUCCUCGUCAGUCUGAACCGGCCCGCGGCAGGUGACUUUGACGAGCAUGCCAGAGCACAGAUCCUCAGUGAAUCAGCAUCGACAAUCUGCGGUAUCGCCAUGGAACUGAAAGACCAGAGCUGCCAAAUCAUGUCGGCAAAGUGUCUUUUCGGCGCGGGUCUCUGCGUCCAGCGACAGGUCCAGCAGGACACCAUAAUAUCGCUCAUCCAGGCCUGCGAGGCUAGGACGGGCUGGCCAAUGGCCACAUUGCGAAGUGAACUUCGGAAAGAGUGGAGGCGGGGUGAUGUAGAGAUGAGAGAUGUAUGAUGAGACAAAGCAGAAGAAAAAAAAAGCAAAGAGAAAAAAAGAAUUGCGUGGAGAAAGGUGGGAAAGAAUAUUCCCGAGAGCGCGUUAUCUUGCGUCACAGUAGAACAAGAGGUAGUAGAAAAGGCCAGGUAGAUGGCCAAUGCAUCGUCCCACAAAGAACAGAGCUUGGGGGAUGGAGGCAAAAUUCCCGGAGUGAGUCUCGUUUAUUACGAGCACACCGACAGUAUAUGUGAUGAUGCCAACUUCCGAAGUAUGAGAUGACAGCAGAAGGGACUUGAUCAGAGUCGGUUCGAAGCAAAAGCAACCCAUGAGAGAGAAAGAGAGGGAGCGAGAGAGGAGAGAGAUAUCAAGCAACCUUCCACGCAAGGCAAGGCACCAAUGAAUCCCUGGACAUGGGGGCGAUAUCGGAAUUCUUAUACUGGACCCAUCCCUGGGGACCUGCCAACUCGAACUGAGUUGCAGGCCUUUUUUUGGGGCAAUGACUCCGAGAAUAGAGCCGCGUCUCGUGGACUAGGGUAUAUAUUAUUAUUUUUCUCUUCUUUACCGAUCUACCACGGUAUUGUUUUCCCGAUCUCGCCUUGUCCUCCGG